AAUUAUCAACAACAACCUAAAAUAUCAAAUUCAAGUGUAUCUAGUAUCGAACUAGAAAAUAUUAUUAAAACCAAUAAUGAAGAUAUUGUUAAAACUAAUGUAUUAGGGCAAGUAGAAUACUAUUCACCAGGUCAAGAAAGAUCACAA
This is a messenger RNA of Dentiscutata heterogama, 147 nucleotides long. The record is from the annotation of a GenBank genome assembly. Lineage: Eukaryota; Fungi; Glomeromycota; Glomeromycetes; Diversisporales; Gigasporaceae.